GUGACAGGGUCAUUUCUUAAUGGAAGACAAUGAUAAAAACAAUAGCAGUGCCUGCCCGAAAAGGAACGCAAAUACAACAACAACAAACAUGGCUGCGCCCAUGUGUUUCGACGUGGAAAUCAAAACAACGGAUGCUAAGAAGGGAAGAGGACUUUUUGCAAAGAAACAGUUUAAAGAAGGAGAUGUGAUUUUGGAGGAAACCCCACUAGUCAGUUGCCAAUUUGCCUGGAAUGAGUUAUACAAGUACAAAGCAUGUGAAUACUGUUUACGGUCCUUGGAGACUGCGGAGGCAAUGUCACGGCGACUGACUGAAAAUCCUAGUGUUGUUUUACCACAUCCAGAAUGCUGUGAAGUUCGACAAGAUCAAAUUGUGACAUGUCAGCAGUGUGGAGUUAUAUAUUGUAGUGAGGAAUGUAGAGAAGAGGCUUGGAAUAGCUAUCAUAAAUGUUUGUGUCUUGGUCCAGCAAGAGAGGAUCCAGACCAUCCAGUGAACAAACUGAUGGAGGUGUGGCGGAACAUGCACUAUCCCCCUGAGACAGCCAGUAUCAUGCUCCUUCUUAAAAUGAUUGCCAUGGUUAAACAGGCAGAAGAUCCGAGUACAGUGCUGAGUGACUUCAGUCAGUUUGUACAGGUUACUGUGAAUGAGGAGGAGCAUGCUGUCCAUAAACUGUUAGGAAAACAAUUCCAGGAACAACUUGAACUUAUUCGAAGUAUGGUUGCAGAACUUUUUUACGAUGACAGAAUUCAACAGUGGCUGACAGGAGAUGGUUUCCGGUCUGUGUUUGCUUUAAUGGGAACCAAUCAGCAAGGCAUUGGCUCCAGCUCUAUCAGUGUAUGGGCAAAGAACUGUGAUGAUUUAGAGUUACCAGAAGAUGAGAAAGUUGUGCUAGAUAAGUUUAUAGACCAGCUAUACGAUGAUUUAGAUCGAGUGUCGGACACAUUUUUGAACUGUGAAGGUGCUGGCUUGUACAAGCUACAGAGUGCUUGCAAUCACAGUUGCUCACCAAAUGCUGAGAUAGCAUUUACCAAACAGAACCAUACACUGUCAUUGGUAGCAUUAGAAGAUAUAGCCCCAGAACAGGAGAUUUGUAUAAGCUAUCUAGAUGGCUGUGAUAAAGAGAGGAGCAGACAUAGCAGACAGAAGUUAUUGAGAGAUAAUUACUUGUUCACCUGUGCAUGUCCAAAGUGUUUAUCACAAGCUGAUGAUGAAGAUGUCACGUCUGAAGAUGAUGAUGAUGAGGAAGAGGAUGAAAAUAUGGAUAAUGAUUAAAGAACUUCGUUACUGUAGUGUUGUUUCUGCUUUGUGAUAUUAAAAGUAUACCCUAUACAGG
Messenger RNA from Mercenaria mercenaria, 1331 nucleotides. RefSeq names its product histone-lysine N-trimethyltransferase SMYD5-like. Lineage: Eukaryota; Metazoa; Mollusca; Bivalvia; Venerida; Veneridae. The record is from RefSeq and is a predicted model, not a curated record. The coding region runs from base 20 to 1270 and encodes 416 amino acids. Gene Ontology annotation, molecular function: histone H4K20 methyltransferase activity; protein binding. The transcript has 11 exons.